AAAUUAUUACUUGAGUAAUCUCCCUUGGAGAUUCACAUCCGGUUCUAUUAUACAGCAGUUUUUCCAAUCGUAGCGUUGUCAACUUGCAACAGCCUAGCGUACAAACAUAACAAUUUAAAUUAAAGAUGAGUAUUUUAGCCUACAAUGGUGCUGCCAUCAUGGCAAUGAAAGGUAAAGACUGUGUAGCCAUUGCAGCAGACAGGCGUUUUGGUGUGCAGGGGCAGACUGUGAGCAUGGACUUUGACAAGGUGUUUGAAAUGGGCCCUCAUUUAUUUGUUGGCUUGCCAGGGCUUGCAACAGAUGUCCAAACAGUGUUUCAAAGAUUAAAAUUUCGACUUAACAUGUAUGAACUCAGAGAGAAUAGACGCAUCAAGCCAAAAACAUUUAUGAGUAUGGUCUCAAACUUGCUUUAUGAAAGGAGAUUUGGUCCCUACUUUGUGGAGCCUGUGAUAGCUGGUCUUGAUCCUAAAACACAUGAACCAUACAUUGCAUCAAUGGAUCUGAUUGGCUGCCCCAUGGAAACCAAUGAUUUUGUUGUCAGCGGGACAUGUUCAGAACAAAUGUAUGGCAUGUGUGAAUCUUUGUGGGAACCUAAUUUGGAGCCUGAUGAUCUGUUUGAGACAAUAUCUCAAGCUUUGAUGAAUGCAUUUGAUCGUGAUGCAGUUUCAGGUUGGGGUGCUGUUGUCUACAUCAUAGAAAAAGACAAGGUAACCAAGAAAUUUUUGAGGACUCGCCAAGAUUAAUUUUUCAUCUUAAUGUUUCUCAAAGCAACUUGAUCACCUUUUUUUUUAUGUUUACUUUGUCCAUCAUUAUUUACUCAUUCAUUGUCAUUUUUUCAAAAUGCGCAUUUUUCAGUAAAUUAAAUAAAUUGUUUCAUGUUCACAA
Messenger RNA from Physella acuta, 885 nucleotides. Its product is annotated as proteasome subunit beta type-3. Gene Ontology annotation, cellular component: proteasome core complex; proteasome core complex, beta-subunit complex; cytoplasm. The record is from RefSeq and is a predicted model, not a curated record. NCBI's taxonomy places the organism in Eukaryota, Metazoa, Mollusca, Gastropoda, Physidae. Gene Ontology annotation, biological process: proteasome-mediated ubiquitin-dependent protein catabolic process.